UCAGAGCAAAGGGCGAGUCCGCAGGUUGGCAACUUCAUGCACUACAUAACCCGAUUCAUCACCGGGUUUGCCAUUGGAUUUGCUCGUGUCUGGCAAAUCAGCCUCGUAACCCUCUCGAUUGUCCCUCUCAUUGCCAUCGCCGGAGGUAUCUAUGCCUAUGUUGCCGUUGGGCUCAUUGCCCGUGUUCGAAAAUCUUACGUGAAGGCCGGAGAGAUUGCCGAAGAGGUUAUUGGGAAUGUUAGGACAGUGCAAGCGUUUGUGGGGGAAGAGAAGGCAUUAAAGAGUUAUAAGAACGCACUAGUGAAUACAUACAAGUAUGGCAGGAAGGGGGGUUUGGCGAAGGGACUUGGGCUUGGAUCAUUGCAUUGUGUUCUGUUCUUCUCGUGGGCGUUGCUCACUUGGUUCACUAGUAUUGUUGUUCAUAAGGGCAUAGCGAAUGGAGGAGAAGCAUUCACAACGAUGCUCAACGUUGUCAUUGCAGGACUGUCACUAGGUCUAGCAGGGCCAAAUGUCUCCACAUUCCUCAGAGCAAGAACCGCUGCGUACCCCAUUUUUGAGAUGAUAGAAAGGAGCGCGGCUAGGGAAACAAGUUCAAGGUUGAGGAAAACUACUCUGCCUAAUCUUGAUGGUCAUAUAGAACUUCGUGAUGUUAGCUUCGCAUAUCCUUCGCGUCCAGAUGUUCGUGUAUUUCACAAUCUUAAUCUUGACAUACAAUCUGGGAAAAUUGUUGCUCUUGUUGGUGGGAGUGGGUCGGGAAAGAGCACGGUAAUAUCGCUGAUUGAGCGGUUCUACGAGCCCCUUUCUGGAGUCAUACUUUUGGAUGGACACGACAUCAAGGAUUUGGACCUCAAGUGGUUGAGGCAGCAGACUGGUUUGGUCAAUCAGGAGCCAGCCCUUUUUGCCACAAGCAUCCGAGAGAACAUACUCUACGGAAAAGAUGAUGCAACCUUUGAUGAGAUCAACCAUGCUGCUAAACUUUCGGGGGCUAUAACUUUCAUCAACAACCUACCUGAUCAAUAUGAAACACAGGUUGGCGAGCGAGGUGUCCAAUUGUCUGGUGGGCAAAAGCAACGGUUAGCAAUAUCGAGAGCCAUACUGAAAAACCCCUCAAUUCUUCUCCUCGACGAGGCUACAAGUGCACUUGAUGCCGAGUCAGAAAGGAGCGUUCAGGAGGCACUUGACCGUGUCAUGGUCGGUCGAACCACAAUCAUAGUAGCCCAUAGGUUGUCCACUAUAAGGAACGCAGACAUCAUUGCUGUGGUUCAAGGAGGGAAGAUCAUAGAGACUGGAAACCAUGAACAGCUCAUUCUGGAUCCUCAGAGCGCCUAUGCCUCCCUUGUUAAACUCCAAGAUGCUGCCGUUCAGCAAUCACCCCCCUCUGAGGAUGCGAACAUUGGCCGACCUCAAAGUAAAACAACUAGUUUAGGGGCAAGCUUUCGCUCUGACAAGGACUCUGUCAGUUGCUUUGUUCCUGAAGAAAUUGGUCCUUCGAAGGCAAAGCCUGUCUCUAUGAAAAGGUUGUAUUCUAUGAUAGCUCCUGAUUGGCUAUUUGGUGUUACUGGGACCCUAGCUGCAUUUGUAACUGGUGCCCAGAUGCCACUCUUUGCCCUCGGAGUAACUCAAGCUCUCAUUUCCUAUUACAUGGAUUGGGAAACCACACAGAGGGAAGUGAAGAAGAUUGCACUCCUCUUCUGCAGUGGUGCUGUCGUUACGGUGAUUUCUCACGCCAUUGAGCACAUGAAUUUUGGUAUCAUGGGUGAAAGACUUACACUGCGCGUCCGAGAGAAGAUGCUUGAAGCAAUUCUGCAAAAUGAGAUUGGAUGGUUUGAUCAUGCGAGUAAUAACAGCGCAAUUUUGUCCUCUCGGCUUGAAACUGAUGCAACCCUGCUUAAAACUAUAGCUGUUGAUCGCUCAGCUAUCCUCCUUCAAAACAUAGGAAUGAUAGUAACAUCACUCAUAAUUGCAUUCAUCAUUAAUUGGAGGAUAACUCUUGUGGUUCUGGCUACUUACCCGUUGUUGGUCACCGGUCAUAUCGCUGAGAAGCUGUUUCUGAAAGGAUUUGGAGGGAACUUGAGCAACACCUACUUAAAAGCAAACAUGCUUGCUGCGGAGGCCGUGAGCAACAUCAGGACAGUUGCUGCCUUUUGCUCAGAGGAGAAGGUUAUCAGCCUAUAUUCCAGAGAGCUCGAGGGGCCGUCAAAGCAGUCUUUCCGCCGUGGUCAGGCUGCAGGCAUCUUUUUUGGUGUUUCUCAGUUCUUCCUCUUUUCGUCCUACGCCCUGGCUUUGUGGUACGGCUCAGUCCUCAUGGGCAGAGAGCUUGCAGGAUUCGGUUCUAUCAUGAAAUCCUUCAUGAUCCUGAUCGUGACUGCACUAUCCAUGGGAGAGACUUUGGCGAUGGCUCCAGAUAUCAUCAAAGGAAAUAAAAUGGUAGCUUCGGUGUUUGAGGUUUUGGACCGCGAGAGUGAAGUCUCGGGUGAUGCUGGGGGUGAUAUAGAGAAGGUGAAAGGAGUAAUCGAGAUGAGGAGGGUCGAGUUCCAGUACCCUUCAAGGCCUGAUGUCAUGAUUUUCAAAGAGUUUGAUAUGAGGGUGAAUGCUGGGAAGAGCAUGGCACUGGUGGGCACAAGUGGUUCAGGCAAAAGUACAGUGCUGGCACUGAUACUAAGAUUCUAUGAUCCAACAGCCGGAAAAAUUAUGAUUGAUGGUAAAGACAUCAAAAAAAUUAAACUCAAGGCCCUUCGGAAACACAUUGGACUUGUCCAACAGGAGCCGGCACUCUUUGCUACCACCAUUUAUGAUAACAUCCUCUACGGAAAGGAUGGUGCCGCGGAAUCAGAGGUCAUUGAGGCAGCGAAACUUGCAAAUGCACACUCCUUCAUCAGUGCUCUGCCUGAAGGCUACUCAACUAGAGUUGGCGAGCGUGGGGUCCAGCUAUCUGGGGGGCAGAAGCAGCGGGUUGCCAUCGCGCGAGCCAUCAUAAAGAAUCCCGCAAUAUUGCUUCUUGAUGAGGCAACCAGUGCGCUUGACCUUGAGUCUGAGAAAGUUGUCCAGCAGGCGCUGGAUCACGUCAUGAGAGGCCGAACCACUCUCAUGGUUGCUCAUCGGCUUUCCACCAUCCAAAAUGCUGAUAUCAUCUCGGUACUUCAGAAUGGGAAGAUCAUAGAGCAAGGAAACCAUUCUACACUCGUGGAGGAUAGGCAGGGGGCUUAUUUCAAGUUGAUAAACCUUCAGCAGGGUCAACAACAACAGUAGCUUUGUUACCUGCACAGAAGAAUCCUGCUCCUCGAGACAAAAUUAUUGCAAUUUUUUAUGCAACUUUUUUCACUGUGUAUUGUUGUAUUAACAAUGUUGAUAAUCAGAAUCAGUACCUACAGGUGUAAAUUGUUAUUCUUUCUGUACUCGCUUUUCAACUUUUUUUCAAGAGUAACUGUUUAAUUUCGUA
This is a messenger RNA of Asparagus officinalis (garden asparagus), 3439 nucleotides long. Its product is annotated as ABC transporter B family member 2-like. Gene Ontology annotation, molecular function: ATP hydrolysis activity; ABC-type transporter activity; ATP binding. The record is from RefSeq and is a predicted model, not a curated record. The transcript has 10 exons. The coding region runs from base 37 to 3249 and encodes 1070 amino acids. Gene Ontology annotation, biological process: transmembrane transport. Lineage: Eukaryota; Viridiplantae; Streptophyta; Magnoliopsida; Asparagales; Asparagaceae. Gene Ontology annotation, cellular component: membrane.